AUGGACCGCACACCUCGCAAAGUGUGCUUUGUGACUAUCGGGGCCACUGCUCCGUUUGAUACCCUGCUUUCGAACGUCUUGGAUCAGCCGUUCCUGGAAGCCCUCGGCAAGAAUGAAUAUACUACGCUUCUGAUCCAGUACGGCAAAGAGGGCCGCGUCGUUUUCGACGACUACAUCGCCAAGUUCCCCUCGGGAAAGCCAGAACGCUACGGAUUGGAUAUCCAGGGGUUUGAUUUCAAAAAGGACGGGUUGCUUCCAGAAAUGCGCUCGACCAAGUCUGAUUACAAGCUGGAUACCGUGGAAGGAAUGAUUCUCAGCCAUGCAGGCUCGGGAUCCAUCAUGGAAGCGCUCAGACUCGGUGUUCCUUUGGUCGUUGUACCAAACCCGGACCUACAGGACAACCAUCAAGAAGAACUAGCUCGUGAAAUUGAGAAAAACGGCUGGGCCGUGACGGGCAAGCUAGACUCCCUAGCGGAUUCCGUUCACAAAGCCGAAGUUCUUCGCACUGCUUCACGACAAUGGCCGCCAGUGAAUAGCGGCGAGUCAAAGUACCAGAGUGGUCUGGCUGGCGUCAUGGCAGACGAGAUGGGGUUUGUGGACUAG
Molecule: messenger RNA, 603 nt
Organism: Talaromyces rugulosus
Lineage: Eukaryota; Fungi; Ascomycota; Eurotiomycetes; Eurotiales; Trichocomaceae
Exons: 3
Coding region: 1-603 (200 amino acids)
Biological process (GO): dolichol-linked oligosaccharide biosynthetic process
Cellular component (GO): extrinsic component of endoplasmic reticulum membrane; UDP-N-acetylglucosamine transferase complex
Molecular function (GO): hexosyltransferase activity
Source: RefSeq, a predicted model, not a curated record